Solea solea (common sole) is the source of this 4549-nucleotide messenger RNA. RefSeq names its product tolloid-like 1 (gene tll1). The record is from RefSeq and is a predicted model, not a curated record. Bases 527 to 3613 code for a protein of 1028 amino acids. Gene Ontology annotation, biological process: proteolysis. Lineage: Eukaryota; Metazoa; Chordata; Actinopteri; Pleuronectiformes; Soleidae. The transcript is spliced from 22 exons. Gene Ontology annotation, molecular function: zinc ion binding; metalloendopeptidase activity; calcium ion binding.
GACAGCUUGCUGUUGGAUUGAUAGAGUGACGUCAGCGCGCCGUUACCUCUCUCUGAGGGCAGGAUUAGUUGGGAGCAGCAGAGACGACGCUCCGGUAAUCUCCCGGUAAUAAAUGGUGGGAGACGCUCACGUUUGGAAGUGCAGCGACUGUCCGACGCCGGAGGAACUCCUGAUAUGAUCCGUGCAUUUGAGGCAUGAUGGGCCUCUUCUUGCCGCUGCAGCAAACCGACGCGCCCCUGCUAGGUACAUGCAGCAGCAGCAGCAGCAGCUGUCUCACCUGCACAGCGGAGGAGGACGGCGGUGGAGCUCCUCCUCAGCGGACACUUCUUUGCUGAGCGUCAGUUUCACUUGGAGCAUGGAGGAGACGCCGGCGCGGUAACUUCUACCACCAGAGGAGACCUCUCUCCACGAUGAGCCGUUAAACCCCCGCUGCUGCUGCUGCCUGUGAAUCCUCCGGAGAGUGGAGUGACCAUCUCCCAACAGACGCAGAGAGAGGCCUUUGUCAUUCGUGUGUUUCGGUCUUCAAAUGGACCGAGUGCCCUCGGCACUGGCCGCUAAGAUGCGCUGGAUCACGCUGGUGUUUGCCGGCUUGACUUUCUGGGGCAAAGUGACUAUUUGUAACUGUUUCGACUACGAGGAGCCAGACUACGACUAUUAUGAAGAGGAGAGAGCGGAGACCAUUGACUACAAAGACCCGUGCAAAGCCGCUGCCUUCUGGGGUGACAUCGCUUUGGACGAGGAGGACCUGCGGAUGUUCCAGAUUGACAGGACGAUAGACCUCACACAGCACACACACAUGCACACACACUCCCGGCAGGGGCACACAUCUGGUGGCCUGGAAGACCAUGAAAUUGCAAAGAAGAAAGGGUCGUUAUACCUGCUGCUGGAAAGAAUACGGAGAUUUGGUUUCGACUAUCUCCCGAAAAAUAUAAGCAAGGGAGCUGCUAGUCCCAAGAGCCAAACUGGGAAAGCCGGAAGGACUGGGAACGUCGCAAAGAGCCGUAUUCCUCGAGCAGCCACGUCCCGAGCUGAGAGGAUAUGGCCUGGAGGAGUCAUUCCCUACGUCAUAGGAGGAAACUUCACUGGGAGUCAGAGGGCCAUGUUUAAACAGGCCAUGCGGCACUGGGAGAAACAGACGUGCGUGACUUUCAUUGAGAAGACAGAUGAGGAAAGCUACAUCGUGUUCACCUACAGGCCCUGUGGGUGUUGUUCCUAUGUGGGUCGUCGAGGCAACGGGCCCCAGGCAAUCUCCAUCGGCAAGAACUGUGACAAGUUUGGCAUCGUGGUGCACGAACUGGGCCACGUCAUUGGCUUUUGGCAUGAGCACACGCGGCCCGACCGGGACGAUCACGUGACCAUCAUCCGGGAUAAUAUCCAACCAGGGCAAGAGUAUAACUUCCUCAAGAUGGAGCCAGGGGAGGUCAACUCUCUUGGGGAACCAUAUGAUUUUGAUAGCAUCAUGCACUACGCGAGGAACACCUUCUCACGGGGCAUGUUCCUCGACACCAUCCUUCCAUCCAGAGAUGAUAAUGGGGUCCGGCCUGCUAUUGGUCAGCGGACCAGGCUCAGCAAAGGAGACAUUGCCCAGGCAAGGAAGCUGUAUAGAUGUCCAGCAUGUGGAGAGACGCUCCAAGAGUCAACAGGCAACUUCUCAUCUCCCGGUUACCCCAACGGAUACCCUUCAUACACACACUGUGUCUGGAGAAUAUCUGUUACACCUGGAGAAAAGAUUGUUCUCAACUUCACCACAAUGGAUCUGUACAAGAGCAGUCUGUGCUGGUAUGACUACAUUGAGGUCCGAGAUGGAUACUGGAGGAAAGCGCCGCUGCUCGGCAGGUAUUGUGGAGAUAAAGUUCCUGACGUCUUGAUUUCCACUGACAGCAGAAUGUGGAUUGAGUUCCGCAGCAGCAGCAACUGGGUGGGAAAGGGCUUUGCUGCCAUUUAUGAAGCGAUCUGUGGUGGGGAAAUCACCAAGGACUCGGGACAGAUUCAGUCUCCCAACUACCCUGACGACUACAGACCGUCCAAAGAGUGUGUGUGGAGGAUCACUGUGUCCGAGGGCUACAACGUUGGGCUCAGCUUCCAGGCCUUUGAGGUCGAGAGGCACGACAGCUGUGCAUACGACUACCUGGAGGUUCGAGAUGGACCUCUGGAAACAAGCCCCCUGAUUGGUCGCUUCUGUGGCUACGACAAACCAGAGGAUAUGCGCUCUACGUCGCACACACUCUGGCUGAAGUUUGUCUCCGAUGGGACGGUAAACAAGGCUGGCUUUGCUGCAGACUUCUUCAAAGAGGAGGACGAGUGUGCCAAACCAGACAAUGGUGGAUGUGAACAGAGGUGUGUAAACACUCUUGGCAGCUUCAAGUGUGCCUGUGACCCGGGCUAUGAACUGGCUUCUGACAAGAAGAGCUGUGAAGCGGCGUGUGGAGGUCUUCUCUCUAAGCUGAACGGGACCAUCAGCACUCCUGGUUGGCCUAAGGAGUAUCCACCAAACAAGAACUGCGUGUGGCAGGUGGUCGCUCCCACUCAGUAUCGCAUCUCGAUGCAGUUUGAAACCUUUGAGCUGGAGGGCAAUGAGGUGUGUAAAUACGACUAUGUGGAGGUGAGGAGCGGCCUUUCGUCCGACUCUAAGCUGCACGGUAAAUACUGUGGCACCGAAGUCCCUGAAGUCAUCACAUCGCAGUACAACAACAUGAGGAUUGAGUUCAAGUCUGACAACACUGUCUCCAAGAAAGGCUUUAAGGCUCACUUCUUCUCAGACAAAGAUGAAUGCAGCAAGGACAACGGCGGUUGCCAGCACGAGUGCAUCAACACAGUGGGCUCUUAUGUUUGUCAGUGUCGCCAUGGCUUUGUGCUGCAUGAGAACAAACAUGACUGUAAGGAAGCUGAGUGUGAGCAUAAGAUCCACAGCCCCAGCGGAAUCCUGAGCAGCCCUAACUGGCCGGACAAGUAUCCCAGCCGUAAGGAGUGCACCUGGGACAUCACAGCCACCCCGGGGCACCGAGUCAAGAUUUCUUUCAGUGAGUUUGAGAUCGAGCAGCAUCAGGAGUGUGCCUAUGACCAUCUGGAGGCCUUUGACGGGGACAGUGACACGGCUGCCAUUUUGGGUCGACUGUGUGGCAGUAAAACCCCAGAGCCGCUGGUCUCCACUGGAAACAAGAUGUAUCUCAGGUUUAUCUCUGAUGCCUCCGUACAAAGGAAGGGCUUCCAGGCAACACACUCCACAGAGUGCGGGGGUCGUCUGAAAGCAGAUGCUCGCCAGAAGAACCUCUUCUCUCACUCACAGUUUGGGGACAACAAUUACCCAGGUCACACUGACUGUGAGUGGCUCCUCACGACAGAGCAGGGUUAUGGAAUUGAGCUGAGCUUCAUCACGUUCGAGGUAGAGGAGGAAGCUGACUGCGGUUAUGACUACAUUGAGCUGUACAACGGGUAUGAUGCCAACUCACAUCGGCUGGGCCGCUUCUGUGGAUCAGGGCCCAGAGAGGGGAUUUACUCACCCGGAGACGCCAUGUUGAUCCGUUUCCAUAGUGACGACACAAUCAGCAAGAAGGGCUUCCACAUCCGUUACACGAGCACCAAGUUCCAGGACAGCCUUCACACCAGGAAAUGACCUCUCACACACAGAGUCCUUGACCUCUGAUCGCUAUGUAGCCCCGCCACUGUUAACUCCAACCUUCGCCAUGGCAACGGAAAAAAAAAGUACAGCCUGUCCCCUCUACUCUGGCCUGUGGACACAUGUGGACGUUUGUGGACAUUCGCCAGCCACAGAAGGAAAACAAUCUUGAACAUUUGUGCCUGUACGUGGCUCCACGCAGGUCAUCGCGCUCUGGGAGGAGAAAAGCGAUGAAAGUGACUUUUUGCAAAUGUGCUGACGAUUGAGCCGUUUUCAUGGUGGAGGUGGUCGAUUCAUUACUGCACAUGAAACUACUGUACUUUUGUUCGGUGUGGAAAGACGGUCACAGAAGACCUGGAUCGGUUGACUGAGACACUCGUGGUUGCACGACAAAAGACAGCAAAAACACUUCAUAUUCAGAAUAUAACAUAAACGAUAUGGGAUGCUUAAAGAACUGACGAGCAACAAGAAAACUGGGUCUUUUCUGGCUCCUUAAUCCUUGAACUGUGCAACCUACUGUGAUCACAUGGCUGCUCAUCAUCCACAGUAACUGAGAAGGAAAAACUAUACAGACAUUUUUAUUGCCUUUCACUCCUGGGGACUGGUCUCUUCAACCCAGCUCAGAGUGGCUGCAGAUGAGUUUAUGCCAUGUCUUAUUGUAAAAAGCCCACUGUGUUUACUGUGUGUGUGUGAGUGUGUGUGUGCGUGUGCGUGUGUACAAAGAAAAGUUCCUCCAUUUGCUCAGAGCUUAUGCAGACUGAGGAAUGGGGGAACAAAAUAAAACACUAUAUAAAUGUACAAAUGACCUGUGAUGUUGAUGUUAAGCCUUGCAUAUUUUCUUUUUCAUGGAUGUUUCCAGUUUCCUCUUAAACCCUAUUAAUCAUAAGGAUUUUUUUUUUUUUCAGUGGAUAUCAGAAGGGAAUAUUUUUCACU